GAAAUUAUCUCUCGUCAAAACCCUUUCACUUGUUUGCAGGAAUCCGAGUGCCGCUGCCACGCGGACCACCAGCCAGGAACCCAUCACGAAAUAUAUGAAAAAAUCUCCGGCUGUUGGUCCUUCUACUCCAGUUCCACCAAGUGCCUCCCACCCAACUCCUCAACCGUCGCCCCCUCAGGCUGAUCCAUCUCCCCCUCCUGCCGCAAAUACUCCACCGGAAAUAAUUCCGGUUAGCAGCGGGCAUGCGGGCGGAGAAGAUCCUAAGGCCAAGGGCCCUGCCCAAGAAAACGCGGAAGUACAAGGCCAAGGAGAGGCUGAAGUCACUUCUUCCGAGAAGGCUGGAGAGGGCGCUGGCGACAUGGUCGUUUUUCCGAAGAACUUUGGAGAUCCGGCUGACACCACUUCCACCCCCAAGGCGUAUGCUACCAAGUUUUUCAACAAGCUGUCCGAGGCGGAGAAGUGGGAACUUGAACAGGACCUGCUCAACGCCAUGCUGAACAACGCCUGGGGGAAACCUGACUCCAGGACAUCGGAAAUCCAAGACUUCAAGAAGAACGUCGGUCAGUUCUUUGACCAGCUCAUCUGCAAGCAAAAGGAACAGCAGGCACUGCACUAUGAGCUGCACAAGAACAUUGCGCUUCAGCGCCGCGUUACUCUGAAUCAGGCGGAAAAUAUCCGGACUCUGAAGGAUGAGAAUGCGGAACUGACCAAGCAACUGGCGGACGCCCAAGGCGCAUCCUCUUCCCUUGCUACAGCCUCAUCUGAACUUGAGAACCUGCGCUCCUCGUACCAUGAUUUGGAAACGAAAUUAAAGGAGGCGGAACUAAAGAGGGAGCAGGCCGAGAAGCAGCUGUCGGAGAAAAACUCCGAACAUAUCAGGGAAAAGGGCGAGCUGUUGCUGAAGAAAAAUGCUGACAGCGAAACCAUCAAGAGGCAGCAGAAAGAGCUCAAUGGUCUCCGAAAAUAUAUGGAGACCGCGGAGCAUCACUGGGACUUGCUCAACGAGAACAUCUUGGGUACGAUACUGAAACCUUGCCCAGAUGUUUUCUCCGACUUUUUACUUUACGCUCAAACUGCAUGCUUAUAUCCUGAUUAUCUUUUAUGCAGAGCCGCUUGGGUAUCCGGAACAGCGCCGGAAUUUGUUCCCACGGGAUGACCUUCUUCAACUCGCAGGCGAUGACUGCAAAGAUCUCAUCUCCGCCUCCCGCAAGAUAUGCUAUAACUUAUCCAUCAAGAGGAGCCGCACUUGCAACGUCCGGAAGCUUGUUGGAAAGAUGGACAUUCUUCCGGAGCUGGUGACGGAUCUACAAGCAUCAUCAGCCCGAGGCGCAGCUGCAAUGGCCUUGACCAUGUGCCUAGCACAUAAUCCGGAUCUUGAUCUUGAUCAAGUGACCACGGGCGUUCCUCCGGAUGCGGAUGUCAACGCGCUGCUGGAUGCAGUGAGUGGCUACGACACCCGUAUCGCGCGCAGGAUCCGGCAUGAGGAAUUCUACGACAAGGUCGUUCUUCCCGCAGACGAGCCCUUGGAAGUGGAACUUCAAAAGGAGCUCGAGGCGAAGGCGCGAUCCGCGGAAUCCGGGACCCAAUAUACCUGGACCAGCUCCA
Lolium perenne is the source of this 1605-nucleotide messenger RNA. RefSeq lists its product as uncharacterized. NCBI's taxonomy places the organism in Eukaryota, Viridiplantae, Streptophyta, Magnoliopsida, Poales, Poaceae. The record is from RefSeq and is a predicted model, not a curated record.